Molecule: messenger RNA, 2261 nt
Organism: Pollicipes pollicipes
Lineage: Eukaryota; Metazoa; Arthropoda; Thecostraca; Pollicipedomorpha; Pollicipedidae
Product: putative inorganic phosphate cotransporter
Exons: 10
Coding region: 158-1768 (536 amino acids)
Biological process (GO): monoatomic anion transport; transmembrane transport
Cellular component (GO): membrane
Molecular function (GO): transmembrane transporter activity
Source: RefSeq, a predicted model, not a curated record
CUCCUUCCACCGUGCAGUGCAAAAAAGAACCGAAGAACUUUUUGAGAUUAUCAAACCUUCUAACAUGAUUUAGAAUUUCAGUCGUUUGAAUAUCCCACAGUUGGUUCACGUUUCCGAUACCAACAGCACGUGAAGUUCAUUAGCUGCAAGGAUCAAGAUGAGUACCGGAAGUAGACCCGACAGCAGGGCCUCUGGGCCAACGAUCAUGAGCGCUGGCUCCAGACCAGGCAUAAACUCCAAUGCCUCACUUCCAUUUCGUUCGGCCCUGGAUGUUGACAUUGUUUUUCCCAAGAAAGAUGACAGCACUCAUGCAGCGCGAAUAACGUCUGCUCCUCAUGGGAUGUGUGGUCGCAUUAGCCACCGGUACGUCUUCGCCACGCUCUGCUCCAUGGGCCUGGCCAUCACGUACGGCCUCAAGGUCAACUUCCACGUCUGCAUCGUGACAAUGAUCAACCACACGGCCCUGGCCAAGACCGGCGAGGACGAAGGCCACGGUGGCGGCGGCGAGAGCAAUUGCGUGGCCAAGAUGGCCAACGGCAGCAAGGCCGCCGAUACCGGCCCGAUGGAUGGGCCGUUCACCUGGAACCCGAUCAUCCAGGGCGUUCUGCUGAGCGCCUACUUCUACGGCUACCUGGUGACACAGCUGAUCGGUGGUCGGCUGUCGGAGGUGUUGUCCGCCAAGUGGACAUUCGGGGUAGCCACCCUGCUCAAUAUCGUGUUCACCCUUCUGACGCCCACCGCAGCUUACACCAGCUGGGGCGCUCUGCUGGUCAUCCGCAUCUUGGAGGGCAUGAUGGGGGGCGUGACUUUGCCCGCUACGCACGUGUUGCUGUCGAAAUGGUCUCCAAAGUCAGAGAUGAGUCGGUUGUCGUCGGCCGUCUACGCAGGCCUCUCGCUGGGUACGGUGCUCUCGGUGUCGUCGACGGGUCUGAUAGCCGGCACGCUGGGCUGGGAGGUGGUGUUCUACAUACACGGCAGUCUGGCGCUGAUCUUCAUCGUGCUGUGGAGCACGCUGGUGUACGACUCGCCCGCCUUCCAUCCCUGGAUCUCAUCGAGCGAGAAGAACCUCAUCAUGGACUCGACGGGCCACGACCACCACCAUAAGGACAGUCCGCCUGUGCCGUGGAAGGCCAUUUGGAUGUCUAAACCAUUCUGGGCCAUCUUGAUAUCUCACACCGGCAGCAACUUUGGAUGGUACAUGCUGCUGACUGAGCUUCCCAGCUACAUGUCGGGCAUCCUCGGGUUCGAUAUCAAGUCCAACGCCCUCCUCUCGGCGCUGCCUUUCCUCGUCAUGUGGGUGUACUCCAUCCUCUUCGGCAACCUCAUGGACCACUUGGGCGCCAGAGGCAUCAUGACCAGGACUCAGAUGACCAAGCUGGCCACUGGCAUCGCCGCUUUCAUCCCAGCCAUCUGCCUGGUGGUGGUCACGUUUGUGGGCUGCGACAAGGCGCUGGCCGUGUUCCUGCUGACCUUGUGUACCGGAACGUUCGGCUCCAUGUACAGCGGCUUCCUGGCCAACCACAUCCAGAUCGCUCCCAUCUUCGCCGGGACCCUGAUGGCAAUCACCAACACAGUAGCCACCAUCCCGGGCAUGGUGGUGCCCAGCUUCGUCGGCGCCAUGAUCCAUGAGCACAACACAAUCGACAAGUGGCGCGUCAUCUUCUGCACGACGGCUGGCAUCCUGACGGCGCAGGGCAUUCAGUACAUGUUCCUGGCGUCGGGCGAGGAGGAAGAGUGGUCGAGCAAGGCGCACAAUCCCGAUGACUAAGAAAUCGCUGGUGCUCCGCGGUGACCAACGGCGGUGGUGGCGCACCCUGCGCAGAGGGUCGGAGGCGGCCUCACCGAGUCGGGGCCGCUGGGUAAGGUCACUGACCGGGGACAGCGGUCGAGAGCAAGUCCGGAUGUAAGACGGGAAACGAGUCCAGGAACCGUAAAACUGGCGGUGGAAGUUGGGCAGAUCGCCGUGUCGCUGGACCGUGGCCUGGGUCGGGCUAGAGUGUCAGUCGAGUGAACGGGCCAGCGGCUGUUCAGCAUAUCAGCUGUCUGUCAGCUGCCGACCUCGCUUUGAGAUCGAUCAGCGAAGGCGUGCCAGUCAGCUGGCGCUGCACGCCUUUUAAAGCGCGACAGACUUGUCAGAAUCACUAACGUAGUCUAGAAAUGUAAUGCAGUAACCUUAGCGUGGUUUUAAAAUCUCGCAUGAAUGCACUUUAGCUGCAAAUGCCAUUGAAAUUGUGACAUGAAAUACAGCUUGAACUUGUGAA